Westerdykella ornata is the source of this 2654-nucleotide messenger RNA. RefSeq names its product WD40 repeat-like protein. Gene Ontology annotation, cellular component: cytoplasmic dynein complex. The record is from RefSeq and is a predicted model, not a curated record. NCBI's taxonomy places the organism in Eukaryota, Fungi, Ascomycota, Dothideomycetes, Pleosporales, Sporormiaceae. Gene Ontology annotation, molecular function: dynein heavy chain binding; dynein light chain binding. The coding region runs from base 197 to 2293 and encodes 698 amino acids. Gene Ontology annotation, biological process: transport along microtubule. The transcript is spliced from 3 exons.
UGCAAUCCGUACACUUCAGCAUAGAGCAUGCCAUGACACUCUACCUGACGCGCCGCUGCAGCCGCUUGUCGAUAGUCUGAGCCCAGAUCUGAGCUACGCGAUCGAGAAAUCCCCCGGAAACACAGGAAGACAAGGGAACUCGCAUGCACUGGUCCCGUACAGCGACCCUUGUGCCCUCCGCAUCCCCAACUCCGCCAUGGACGCCGCAAUGGAGAGGCGCCGAGAGGAGAUUGUGGCCAAAAAGGCGAAGCUGGCGGAGCUGAAGCGCCAGCGCGAGCUCCGCAAGGAAGCAGCGUCCAACCGCACCUCUUUGACCGCAAGUCCCGACCCCAUACACCAGCCGUCGCCUCGGAAGCCCAACGCCGAAGAUAUAGAUCUCAUCCUCAAGAAGAUCAAUGAGGAACGUCCCAGGUCCACCGGGCCAGGCUCGCCGGCCCAGCGAGCGGCUCGCCCUAUUUCCGUCAUCAGCAGCGACAAUGAGGGAUCCACUUCGUACAAGACUACCACGACCAUGGUCGAUCGAGAAAGCCAGACCAUGUCCAUGGCGCCAUUGACGACAGUCUUUGAGUUUGAAGCAGAGACAAAGAAGGAUACCGAGGUCAUCAUGUACAGCAAAGCCGUGCAGACCAGCGACGACUGGUCCCCUCCAAAGUCUCGGGGCGUAGGGCAGAGCGAUUCGGAACCUGAGGGAAGCCCCACCAGAACACCUAGGGCUAGCAAAAGAUUGAGCCGACGGCAGAAGGAGAGGGACGAGGAGAUUCGAGCGAUGCUGAGGAGGGAGAUUGAAGAAGAGCUCAAGGCGGCCCAACAAACCAAUCCGGACGCAGACCCUACUCGAACAUCCGGCAAGGAGAACUUCCCGUUCAAGACGCUGACGGACGAGGAGUUGGCUGCAGUGGAAAGGUCGGAUGAUUUCAUCGGCUUCGUCGAAAGGAGCACAAAGGUGUUAGAGAGGGCUCUGGAUCAGCAAUUGGAGUACGACAUUCUAGCCGACUAUGCCCAAGGAAGGUUGAAUCUAGAUGACGAGGAUGAGGGGCAAGGAUCUCUUGCUGCCAAAAAGGGGAGGAGGGUGAAGGAAAUUGCCCAGUUUUGGGACGACCGCUGGAGCAAAAAGAGGAUGAUCUCAGAUCUGGGCUUCUCUGCUAAGUUUCCCGAACUCGUAUUAGCCUCAUACACGAAGAAUCCGUCGGCUCCUCACGACCCAGACGGACUGAUUCAAGUUUGGAAUCUGCAUAUGCACGACCGCCCCGAAUACAUAUUCCACGCCCAAUCAGACAUACUGACAGCGAAAUUCUCCCCAUUCCAUCCUAAUCUCAUCAUCGGCGGCGCCUACUCGGGCCAGGUACUCCUGUGGGACACUCGAGCAAAGUCAGCGCCGGUACAAAGGACGCCGCUUACUGGCUCUGGCCACACACAUCCCAUCUAUUCCCUUGAUAUCGUUGGUACGCAGAACGCGAACAACAUCAUCUCUUGCUCCACGGACGGUGUCGUCUGCGGUUGGACAGUAGACAUGCUCUCUCAGCCACAGGAGUUCCUCGAACUGACCUCGCCUCCCCCGUCAAAGACAGACGAUAUGGCGCCGACCUGCAUCGCCUUUCCACAAUCCGACCCGACAUAUUUCCUCGCCGGUACGGAAGAAGGAUCUAUCUACCCCUGCCAUCGGUAUGACAGAGCCGGCGCGAAGGCAGGGGUUGACAGUCGGGUGAAGUAUUCGGGCCACGCCGCCCCGGUCAUGUCGUUAGACUUCCAUCCCGCCAAAGGGCAGAUUGACCUCGGGGACCUGGUGCUCUCUUCAAGUGUAGACUGGAGUGUGAAGCUUUGGAAAGUCCGGCCCCCCGCUGCGACGGGAACAUCCAACGCCUUGACAUCGGGUAACCCCCAACUCGUCACACCCAUCCUGGACAUUGCCCGGGAGGAUCUAGUCUACGAUGCUCGCUGGUCUCCGGUAAAGCCGUCGGUCUUUGCGCUGGUCGAUGGGGCGGGCAGCCUCGAAGUCUGGGAUAUCAACGUCGAUGUCGAGGUGCCGGUGCAGAAGGUGACUCCCAGCGAUAACAAACGAGGUGCGUUCGCUAGCAUGCCGAGUGGGCUCGGCUAUAUGAAUAGAAGUUUGAAUAAGCUGGCUUGGGAACGCAACGAAGGGCGCCGUGUCGCUGUCGGGGGUAUGGACGGUGUCGUCACCGUGUUCGAGGUAGGUCACGACUUGGGAGGCCUGGAGACGCGAAGUGAGGAGUGGAGCGGGGUCAAGCGCCUCGUCUCAAGGUUGGAAGCCGUCGGUGAAGCCGGUGGGAAAUAGUAGUCGGUUCACUAAUACCAAGGACGGCGAUGUGUCGAAUACCCAGGAAGAAGAUGUUUGGUGCUCGAUUUGUUACCCCUUAUUGGAAGGGCUUUGGAGUUUUGGAAACAUACCCAACACUGCUUAUAUAUGUCCCUUUUGCCCCCGCGAAGUGGAUUUUCUCUAUGUAUCAUGCUCCCGUUAGAGAUCGUUGAAAGAUGCAGUGUGGAGUCGAGUGAGUGGUUCGGAGGGCGGAUACUUACGUCAAAUACUCCAGUAGACCUCGCACAGCAGCACCUCCAUCUAUGAGGCAAGGGAAGAACCAUAAUUUCCAUUGAGAUUUGAAGCGCUAUACUCUCUUACAGGACGCCUGUAUUUCCUC